AUGGACUCGCUGUGGAUGCAGAGCCUGUACACAGCUGUGACUGAGCCCAUACACCAACAACCAAUUCAUUUCCGAGUCCAAGACACACGCAAGUCCCGACCCGCACUGAAGUUGGAGUUAGUGAACGCCGGAUCUCAGCUCAAGCUCCAUGUUUUCUACAUGUUUGUUUUGGAGCUUGGGGACUCCCAGGUUUGUCUCAAAGCCAGUGUCGCAGACCGCUGUGAAGGUCACCCCCCCUGCAGCGAUGGAUUACAGCAGGCACACUCAGGCAGAAUACGAUCCCGCGCCAGAGGGGAGCUCUGCGGGCACAUCGAGGCCUCACCAACCCCUGCGACCCUCCAGAGCUCAUAG
Knipowitschia caucasica is the source of this 351-nucleotide messenger RNA. NCBI's taxonomy places the organism in Eukaryota, Metazoa, Chordata, Actinopteri, Gobiiformes, Gobiidae. The record is from the annotation of a GenBank genome assembly.